Molecule: messenger RNA, 1781 nt
Organism: Calliphora vicina (urban bluebottle blowfly)
Lineage: Eukaryota; Metazoa; Arthropoda; Insecta; Diptera; Calliphoridae
Product: glucose dehydrogenase [FAD, quinone]-like
Exons: 1
Coding region: 16-1572 (518 amino acids)
Molecular function (GO): oxidoreductase activity, acting on CH-OH group of donors; flavin adenine dinucleotide binding
Source: RefSeq, a predicted model, not a curated record
GCCUUGGCGGGUUACAUGCAAGCAACCCAUGCCAAUUGGAAUUUCAAAUCGGUACCACAAAAACGUGCCUGUUUUGGCAUGUACAACAAUGAGUGCUCCCAACCAAGAGGUAGAAUACUAGGCGGUUCCAGUUCUAUUAAUUUUAUGAUCUACAAUCGUGGCAAUCGUAGAGAUUUUGAUUCCUGGUCCAAAUUGGGCAAUUAUGGCUGGUCUUACAAGGAAGUAUUGCCCUAUUUUCUAAAAUCAGAAUCAGCCAAUUUGAAUGGCUUGGAAUACUCAUCAUAUCACAAUCGUUCGGGUCCUUUAAGUGUGGCACAUAUACAAAUGCGCUCUAUUAUAGCAGACGCUUUUGUGGAGGGCUCUAAACAGUUUGGCCUAACAGAAACGGACUACAAUGGCGAGUCCCAAUUGGGUGUCUCUUAUGUACAGGCCAAUACACUUUAUGGUCGCAGACACAGUGCUUAUCGAGCUUUCAUAGAGCCCAUAAUGUUUAAGCGUAAUAAUUUAAAAAUAUUUACUUUCUCUAGAGUAACCAAAGUUUUAUUGGAUGCCAAUUCUAAAACGGCUUAUGGCAUAGAAUUUCUAUAUCGCCGACAGCGUUAUAUAUUCAAGGCGCGUAAAGAGGUUGUACUUUCGGCGGGCGCCUUUAACUCUCCCCAAAUCUUAAUGCUAUCGGGCAUAGGACCUGCCGAUAAUCUGGGUAAUUUGGGUAUUAAGAUUAUACAACAACUGCCGGUGGGCUUGAGAAUGUAUGAACAUGUUUCGCACUUUGGUCCUACAUUUAUUGUCAAUACCACCAAACAGACCCUGUUUUCCACUAGUGCAACUCCAAAAGAUAUUUUGGGUUUUCUGGCGGGACGACCAGAUACCCGUUUAUCCAUGUUGCCGGGUGUAGAAGCUUUAGCAUUUCUUAAAGUACCAUGCUCUAAGUUACCAAAAGACUGGCCCGAUGUGGAGAUAAUAUUCGCCAGUGCUAGUUUAGCAUCCGAUGAUGGUACAGCCUUGAAGAAGGGUGGCAAUAUAAAACAGGAAAUCUAUGAUCGAUUGUAUCAUCCUUUGCAAAUAGCUAAACAAGACCAUUUUACGGUGUUAAUAAUGCCCUUUUAUCCCAAGUCGGUGGGACGUGUAUGGCUGAGAAAUACUAAUCCUCUGCAAUGGCCCAUGAUAGAUCCCAAUUACUUCGAUAAUAUUGAAGAUAUAGAAUAUAUACUUGAAGGCAUCAAAGCAGCCAUACGUAUAUCCAAGACCCCGGCCAUGCAAAGAAUUGGUACUCGACUGUUGGAUACUCCUGUGCCGGGUUGUGAAUCAUAUGUGUUUGCUAGUGACAACUAUUGGCGCUGUUCCAUACGAACUUUGACCUAUACUUUGCAUCAUCAAGUGGCUACUUGUCGUAUGGGUUUGAGAUCAGAUCCCACAGCAGUGGUUAGUCCAGAACUAAGGGUACAUGGCAUAAGUAAGCUAAGAGUGGUGGAUGUGGGCGUUAUACCUCUACCACCAACGGCUCAUACAAAUGCUGCAGCAUUUAUGAUUGCAGAGAAGGCUGCCGAUAUGAUUAAGGCAGCUUGGAGGUAGUUAUAGCAAUUCAGUUUAUAAACAGUUUUAUUAAAAAUUUAAUAUAUUUUUGUUGUAUAUUUAAGCUUUUUAAAAGCUUUUUAUUUAACUUUUUGUUUAUUAUUAUUUCAAUUUAAUUAGAAAUUUUUGUGGUUUUCUUUAUGUUCAAUUUUGGCCACAAGAUCUGAUGAAUUAAAUAAUAAAAAUGUUAAAACGUGUGUUACUUUAAA